Chenopodium quinoa (quinoa) is the source of this 2343-nucleotide messenger RNA. RefSeq names its product protein ACCELERATED CELL DEATH 6-like. The transcript has 3 exons. The record is from RefSeq and is a predicted model, not a curated record. Bases 219 to 2195 code for a protein of 658 amino acids. Gene Ontology annotation, molecular function: protein phosphatase regulator activity; protein phosphatase 1 binding. Gene Ontology annotation, cellular component: plasma membrane. Lineage: Eukaryota; Viridiplantae; Streptophyta; Magnoliopsida; Caryophyllales; Amaranthaceae.
AUGCAAUAAAUAAUUGUAGUACGUAUAAAAAUUGACUAGGAAGAAGUAAGUCUAUAUUUGGAGUAAUCAGUAAAGUGUAAGCCCCUUUUAUACUCAAGAGUAACUUAUAGUUCCUGGAUCUGUGAAUUAAUUCUCACUCUCUAAGUAGCAAAUAGCUUAGAAAAAGGGAAAAGUAGAAUUUAUUUAUUUUUUUUAAAAAAAAGCAUUGAAAUUUGAAAAUGAAUUCUCCCAAUUGUAAUAAUAUUGGUGUACUUCAAGGAGUUUCCUCCAUGAAAAACACCAUUCAAUCCCAGAGUUCAAUAUACUGCAACAAUCUCUCCCCCCCUCGCACAGACGACAGCAUCAAGUCCGACAGCAACGACAGCGACAGCGACAGCGACGACAGCAGCCAGUCAGCAAGCCGCAAAGAUGUCACACCAGAUUUUACUCCAAUUGAUGCAACCAUGUACAAGCUAAUCGUCGAGGGAAAACUCGACGAUAUGUUAAAAUCACAAGUUAGCUUGGAAAAGCUGAAAUGUAAGGAAUACGAAAACUCUGUGCUGCACAUUGCAGCAGGAUCAGAUCAGUCUCAGUUUAUCACCGAACUUCUACCAAAAACCAAAGAUGUUAUUAAGGAAUCAAAUAACAUGGGUGAUCUUGCGUUUCAUACUGCGGCGAAAGCAGCGCAGUUGAAAUCACUCAAAGCACUUAUAAAGUGGGAUAAGUAUGAUCAAGCAGAGAACAUUGAGAAAUCGUUGUUGGGUGAAGGGAAUGAUGAAGGCGAUACGCCGUUGCAUAUUGCGUUAGAGAAUCAUGAUGAAAAAAUGGGUUUGGUUUUGGUUGAUGAAUUUUGUGAAGCUUGUUAUAAGUUGAAUAAGAAGAAUAUUACUCCGCUUUAUUUAGGUAUUAAGUCCGAGUGUUGGGAAAUUGUGAAGAAGAUGAUCAUUUAUACAGAGCAGCAUAAGGAUACUGCCGAACCGAUGUUGCUCAAGGGAAAGUCUGUUGUUCAUGCUGCCAUUGAGGCCAAGAACACAGAUAUUUUGAAGUUGAUACUAGACAAUCACAAUGAACUAAUAAAAUUAGUGGAAGAUGAUGGUCAAUCACCACUAUCUUAUGCAGCAUUUAAAGGUCACAUUGAAGGUGUUCAAUACUUGCUCAACAAAUUCCCUGAAUAUGCGUAUGUAUGUGACAAAGAAGCCUCCUUUCCAAUUCACAAGGCAGCAUGUAGUGGUAAUGUAAAGAUCAUUCAAAAGUUACACAUGACCAAAAACUUGCUCAGUAAAAAAGGGCAAAGUAUUCUUCAUUUGGCUGCUAAAUAUGGAAAGUCCCAACUAGUAUCGUAUCUCAUCAAAAUGACCGAAUUGGCAAGACUCAUUAACCUUAAAGACGAAGAUGGUAAUACUCCUUUGCAUUUGGCUACCAGAGACCUACAUCCGAGGGCGGUCUAUAUUUUGACAAGAGAGAAGAAAUGCAAGACUAAGUUGCAGAACAAGAAAGGGUUAACAGCUCUUGAUAUUUUUGAGGUUCAUGUUGAUUCAUUCCCCACGUUUGAAGCGAGACUUACUUGGAUGGCCUUGAGAUAUGUGGAUGCACCACGAAGCUCACAAUCACUAAGAAAGAGCUGCUACAAGCAACUACAAAGAGUUAGAAAGCAAAAGAACAAAGCAAAUAGCGUGAAGGAGUUGGAUGGUUUCAGAAAAAGAGUUGACACACACAUGCUAGUAGCCACACUAGUGGCUACUGUUACGUUUGCAGCUGGAUUCACCCUUCCGGGAGGUUACAACCAGUCCGACAAUGACCCGAACAUAGGCAUGGCUGUCUUGCCGGACAGAUGGCCGUUCAAGGCAUUUGUAAUAUGCAACACAGCGGCAUUAUACAGUUCCGUUUUAUGUGUGGUAACUCUCAUUUGGGCACACUUAGGUGACCUUAAGCUAAUCCUGGUAUCUCUCAAGUUCGCACUACCCUUGUUGGGUUUCGCAUUGGUGAUGAUGUCCUUGGCUUUCAUGAUGGGUAUAUUCGUCGUGUUGAGGACAGUACCUUGGCUAUCCUACGUGGUUUUAGGCAUGGGAUGUACCUUCUUGUUCGGCGUACUUCUGUUCUUUAUACCACUCUAUAACCCAUCAAGCAUUAAGAAUUCUGUGGUGCGGUUUUUCUUUUCCGGCACCUUUCUAUUGUUGUUGCUAGUGUGUGAAAAAAGCUCUAUUACAUAUGCCUAGGACGUCGGUUUCAUGUAUGAAGCAGCUUUCAUCCAUCAAACCAAGGCGUAAAGCCUUUAGUAGAAAUGCAGAAUGUAUGCAUAUACUGUAAACCGAUCUUUUGUCAACGUAAUAUUGUGAGAUGAUAAGAGACCAGUGUUAUAACUCA